Messenger RNA from Helicoverpa armigera (cotton bollworm), 958 nucleotides. Its product is annotated as brachyurin. Gene Ontology annotation, biological process: proteolysis. Gene Ontology annotation, molecular function: serine-type endopeptidase activity. NCBI's taxonomy places the organism in Eukaryota, Metazoa, Arthropoda, Insecta, Lepidoptera, Noctuidae. The transcript has 5 exons. Bases 34 to 909 code for a protein of 291 amino acids. The record is from RefSeq and is a predicted model, not a curated record.
UCUUCGCUGACUAAAGGAACACAUUUUUAUAUAAUGCGUGCUGUAAUUUUGUUGGGUUUGGGGCUAUUGGCUUCGGCGUCAGCUUUUGUGGAAGUAAAGUCUGGUUACCACCAGGAUGUCGGUAUCCCAACUGCUGAAUGGAUUAAGGCAAAUGAAGAGAAACGUUUAGCAGAGGCAGCGCAAGACGAGAGGAUUGUAGGAGGUGCUAUUGCUCCCGCUAACGCUCACCCUUACUUCGCUGGAUUACUGAUCAGUUUGGUCGGGGUAUCAGGAAACUCGGUGUGCGGGUCAACACUUGUAUCUACUAGAAGUUUGGUAACUGCCGCUCAUUGCUGGACCGAUGGCAGAAACCAAGCGUGGCAGUUCCUCGUCAUCCUCGGCUCGAACAUGCUAUUCACUGGCGGUACCCGCAUCGCCACCAGCAAUGUUAUCAUGCACCCGCAGUAUGUGGCUUCCACCCUCAACAAUGACAUUGCCAUGAUCUUGUUGCCUACCAGCGUAUUCCCCACCAAUAACAUUCAGCCUAUCAGCCUGCCUUCUGGUUGGGAUCUGUGGGAUCAGUUCAUUGGCAACUGGGCUGUUGCUGCUGGCUUUGGCAGAACUAGCGACCAGCAAGCCGGAGCAUCUACCAUCGUUAGUCACGUGAACCUGCAAGUGAUCAGCGUGGCUCAGUGCCAGGCUGUCUUCGGCAGUGUGUUUGUUCAGCAAAGUACGAUCUGCACCAACGGUGCUGGUGGCGUCGGCAUCUGCGGCGGAGACUCUGGUGGUCCUCUGGUCCUCAACCGCAAUGGAGUUCCCACUUUGAUUGGUAUCAGUUCCUUCGUGGCAGGUCUGGGCUGCCAGCUCGGAUUCCCCUCUGCCUUCGCCCGUGUCACCAGCUUCAACAGUUUCAUCCAACAGUACCUGUAAAUAAUAUGAGUCUGAAAAUAUAUUAUAUUAUACAUUUUUUUAUUUACAA